Molecule: messenger RNA, 420 nt
Organism: Prorocentrum cordatum
Lineage: Eukaryota; Dinophyceae; Prorocentrales; Prorocentraceae
Source: the annotation of a GenBank genome assembly
GCUCCCCGCCCUCCGCCGGCGGCAGCGGGCUCGCCCGAAGAGCGCGGGGCCCCGGUGCCGCCCCCUGGCGCGAUGAACGCCACCGCCGACGCCCUCGCUGCCAUCAUCGACUCGCACAAUGCGUCCCGAGGCGUGACGGGCGGACGCCGGGUUUCACUCGUGGCCAGGGUGCUGGACUUCCGGGUGGACGUCGACGAGGAGCUCCAGAGCUGGAUACUGUUCUUCGCGACGGUCUCGGCGCUGUGGCUGUUCUGCCUCCCGUUCUUCUGCGAGGGGCUCUCCUUCCAGUCUGCCCGGAGCUGCGCCGUGUGCAUGAAGCAGAACCUUCCCCUGUUCUUUUUCGUCGUCUGCCUGCUGGACGCCUGCGGGCUCGCGCUGCUCAUUGGCUGGCUGCCCGCGUGGACGGUGUCCGAGUAUUGA